Messenger RNA from Oncorhynchus mykiss (rainbow trout), 6704 nucleotides. RefSeq names its product eukaryotic translation initiation factor 4 gamma 3. Gene Ontology annotation, molecular function: protein binding; mRNA binding; translation initiation factor activity. The record is from RefSeq and is a predicted model, not a curated record. NCBI's taxonomy places the organism in Eukaryota, Metazoa, Chordata, Actinopteri, Salmoniformes, Salmonidae. Gene Ontology annotation, cellular component: eukaryotic translation initiation factor 4F complex.
CAUACCCGUAAUUGGACGAGAAUAGCCGAAUCAUCUGUCCUACCGGACUGGAAGCGGCCGGAACGCCAUGUUGACGAAGUCUCCCAUCUCCGUGGAAAAAAUGAUUAUAGAAAAAUCAGUCGUUGAAAACAAAUGUUAAAUUAUCGAAGGAGAAAAGACGCCGGUGAUAGUGUUCGGAAGAACUGAAACGGAUCUGCAGAGGUCCCGGGCGGGCAAGGGAGGCAAACCUCCCACCGUCCCCAUGAAUAGCACCACAGACCCGAACAGCGACUUUCCAUGAAAAAAAGCUAUUCUGAGUUGCUAUAAUAGCUAGCUAGCCCUAGUGUCGGCUAAAGGAUUUGCGGCCUGUUUCAAUCAUAUUCAACGCUUGCUAUAUUUAUGAAAGCUAGAUAUAUUUUGUAUCAGUAUUUAUUAGUGUAUUGUUUUCCUUGGUUUGUUUUUUUGCAAUGAGUUUGCCGGCGAAAAUAGUCCCAAAACCUGCCACUGUCGCAGUAAGUGGACCUGGAACUGGCCCGUCUCCGUCGAGCCAACUGCGGGCUACCCUGACCUCGGUGUCUUUACCGUCGGGAGCCCCAGGCGCUCCUCAACUGAACACCUUGCCGCCUCCUCAAAUUUUCCUUAAUAUGACGCGUCCCAGGUUCUCUCGGGUUCAGCCAUCCCUGGAUGACCGCAUCUUCCCCACACAGCCCGGUGUCGCUGCCGUCUACAGCGUACCGAGGCACCCUGGUCCUCCCUACACAGCUCACGACUACACAAAGGGACACCCUAACUUGGCGGGCACGCCGCCAGGACAUGCCCACUCGCAGGCGCUCUCUCAGGUAUCAUUACCCACAGCUUCCCCAUAUCGCUACCCUAAGGGCUGGGAGGCAGGUGGAGUGUCUCCAUACACCACUGGACAGAAUUCUGGCUCAGCACCUCUAGUGUACUCUCCUCAGACGCAGCAAAUGAACACGCAACCGCAGAGUCGCCCGUCAUCCAUGCCCAGCCCCAGCCCCAGCCCCCCUGUCAUGUGGAACCACCAGUUCGCGACGGGCCCUCGACCAACCCACCAUCAGGGAGGAUUCAGGCCCAUCCAGUUUUUCCAGAGGGCUCAGAUGCAGACAGCGCGGCCAACCAUCCCCACCAACGCUCCCUCUAUGCGGCCCUGCUCUCAGAACCCCACAUCGGCGGUGUACCCCCCCAACCAGCCCACCAUGAUGAUGAUGGCCCCCAUGCCUUUCCCCUCCCCACAGGCUGCCCAGUACUACAUCCCACAGUAUCGCCACAGUACGCCCUAUGUGGGGCCGCCCCAGCAGUUUUCAGUGCAGCCGCCGGGGUCUGGCACCUUCUAUCCUGGCCCUAGCCCAGGGGAGUACCCUGCUCAGUACGCUCCUGGACCUCAAUACUACCCAGGACAGCAGGUGUACCCCUCCUCACCCUCCAUCAUAGUGCCUACACCGCAGCAACCUCCACCAGCCAAGCGUGAGAAGAAACCAUCCUCCCAGAUCCGUAUCCGGGACCCCAACCAGGGCGGCAGGGACAUCACAGAGGAGAUCAUGGCAGGGGGCACAGGGAGCCGAAAUCCAACCCCCCCUGUCGGACGGCCCUCCUCCACCCCCACCCCUCCGCAACAGCAGCCGGGCGGUAGCCAGACUCCGGAGCAAAGCCAGGGCCAGGCCAACUCAGCCUACAGCCUGGAGCUCCCCCAGCAGCCACAGCAGCAGCUCACGCCUGGGGCUGCAGCCAGCAAGCCAGGGCCAGUAGAUGAUAAGCCAAAAUUGGAGCUGCUUGUCCAGAAGUCUUCCUCUCCCGGGCUUGGUCAAUCAGAACCUUCAUUGGAAAGGCGAGAGGCCAGUGCAUCUGUAACUGCUCCCUCUCCCCACUUGGAUCCAGAGCUUCCCUCCCCAGCCCCAGUGUUGGUUUCCCCCAUCCUGGCCCCUCUUCCUGUUGCCGGCCCUAUUGAGCAGCCCUCUGCCGUGGAGCCCACUGCUCCCCCUCCCUCUUCUGCAGCGGACGCCAAGCACCUGCCACUCACGACUCAGUCCCAGACCUCAAACACAGAGGAACUUCUUCCAGAAGCCCCACGCACCCUUGCUGCUUCCCCAGCCCUAACCCCUAAGGCUUUGAAUGGCCAUGCUGACACUGGGGCUGAGAUGGACACCCAGUCUCAGGAGCACUACCCCCUUGCUCCCUCCCUAUCCCCAACCCAGCCCCAGGCUUCAGCCCCGGCUCCUAGAGAAGACUGCAGUGAGGCUGUGCCCAGUGUGGUGAGGGCAGAGAUGCCCCCUGCUGUCAUGGACCCUAUCGCACCAAUCACUGUGAUGCCAGUCACUCUGACCUCCAGCCCUGCGCCUGCUGUUCCAGCGCCUCCCCCUGGCCUUCCGCCGCUAGUGCAGGCCACAGCAGAGACCAGCAAGCUCUCAGACACUAAAGACAUCCCUCUCAAAGCAGGGACAGAGAGACUCAUCACACCAAACAGCAAGCUUGAACCACAAGCCCUUUUCAGAAAGAGUCCCACUACAGUAUGUCAGACUGUUCCUGCUACACCAAAAACCUGGAAGAAACCAAAUGAAGGGAGUCCUGUUGGAGAUGCAUCACAGAGGGAGACUGAGGAUGAGCUCAAGCCUGUGGAGGAGGCUGCUGGAGACCAGGCCCUGCAGCCCGCCAGGCCCCAUAGUAGCAGCAGCCCGCCCCCACCCUCAGCAGCGCCUCCAGCCAUGGAGGCAGAGGAGAAGCCCCCUGCCCCAGAGGAAAAUGGGGAGGCUGAGCUGGAGCCCAUGAGGAACGGGGCUGGGCACACCUCGGAGACAGAGAGCAGUGACAGUGGGGCCACCCCUGGGGACAAGGAGGGCUCUACAGGAGCACCCCCAGACCUCUUCCAGGAAGAUCUGCUGGAGACCAACGGGAAGCGCCAGUACAACCGGGACUUCCUGCUGGGCUUCCAGUUCAUGGCUGCCUGUACACAGAAGCCAGACGGGCUACCUCAGAUCAGUGACGUAGUUCUGGACAAGAUAAACCAAAACAAGCUGCCAACCCGGGCGGUGGAAUCCAGGGUGAUCUCUCGUGGCCCUGACUUCACACCUGCCUUCGCUGACUUUGGCAGGCAGAUGAGUGGAGGACGCGGCGCUGCAGUGAGUCACGCACACGCUCACCAGAUGAUGAACAUGGGAGGGGGUGCCCGGCGGCCCCCGCCCAGGAAGAUUAUCCUGAACGUGUCAGCGAACGACGAGGUGCAGCUGAAAAAGGCCGAGAACGCCUGGAAACCUGGCAUGAAGAGGGCGGGGCCAUCAGACGACCCUGAGGUCAUUACAACACAGGAGCUCUUCCGGAAGGUGCGCAGCAUCCUCAACAAACUGACGCCUCAGAUGUUCAACCAGCUGAUGAAGCAGGUGACGGACCUUACCAUCGACACAGAGGAGCGCCUCAAGGGCGUCAUCGACCUGGUCUUUGAGAAGGCCAUCGACGAGCCCGGUUUCUCUGUGGCCUACGGGAACAUGUGCCGCUGCCUCACCACGCUCAAAGUGCCCAUGACAGACAAACCCAACACCACAGUGAACUUCCGUAAGCUUCUGCUCAACCGCUGUCAGAAGGAGUUUGAGCGGGACAAGGUGGACGACGUGGUGUUUGAGAGGAAACAGAAGGAGCUCGACUCUGCACAGUCCAGUGAUCAAGAGAGACUACGGUUGGAGCUGGAGGAGGCCAAGGACAAGGCCCGCCGGCGCUCCAUAGGAAAUAUCAGAUUCAUCGGGGAGCUGUUCAAACUCAAGAUGCUGACAGAGGCCAUCAUGCACGACUGUGUGGUCAAGCUGCUGAAGAACCAUGACGAGGAAUCGCUGGAGUGCCUGUGCAGGCUGCUCACCACCAUUGGCAAAGACCUGGACUUUGAGAAGGCCAAGCCUCGCAUGGAUCAGUAUUUCAAUCAGAUGGAGAAAAUUGUCAAGGAGCGGAAGACAUCGUCUCGGAUACGGUUUAUGCUGCAAGACGUGAUAGAUCUCCGAUUGCACAACUGGGUGUCCAGGAGAGCCGACCAGGGACCCAAGACCAUCGAGCAGAUCCACAAAGAGGCCAAGAUCGAAGAGCAGGAGGAGCAGAGGAAGGUGCACCAGCAGCUGCUCUCCAAGGACACCAAGAGAAGGCCAGAGCAGCAGCAGAGAGAGCAGCAGAGAGAACAGCAGAGGGAGCAGCGUGUGCAGCAGAGAGAGGAGACCUGGAACACUGUGCCCAUGACCAAGAACAGCAGGACCAUUGACCCGACCAAGAUCCCCAAGAUCUCCAAGCCUCAGAUGGAUGAGAAGAUCCAACUGGGACCACGGGCCUCACUCAACUGGAUGAAGGGCAGUAGUGGAGGGGCCAAAGCCAGUGACUCUGAAUUAUCCCGGUCUGGUGGUGGUGGCGCCAGUUUAAACCGGUAUUCUGCACUCCAGUCCACCCCAUCUCAACCCACCACCCCACCUGCACAAAACCCAGAGUAUGACACUAGAAGAACCUUGGGCAGUCGAAGCAGUGCAGGGAAAGAGCGAAGCGAGAAGCCCUUGAGCUCAGCCCUGCCGCGGCCUGGUUCCUUCGUUCGAGGCGUCAGUGCCAAAGAGCUGCUGGCGAGCCCGUCCCUGAGUCCCGAGGAGCCCCGCAGAGAGCUGGAGAGCAUCAGGAGGCUCAGCGUCAGCGAGGACAAGACUGAGCCAGAGUGCAGCAGAGCCAGGGAGCCUGUGAAAGCAGAGCCUGUGGUUUCCCAGUCUCCAGACAGACCUGCCCUCUCUGAGGAGGAGAUGGAGAGGAAGUCCAAAGCUAUCAUUGACGAGUUCUUGCACAUCAACGACUAUAAGGAGGCUGUGCAGUGUGUGAACGAGCUGGACCUGUCCUCUCAGCUCCACGUGUUUGUUCGUGUGGGGGUGGAGUCCACCCUGGAGCGCAGUCAGAUCACACGGGACCAUAUGGGCCAGCUCCUCUUCCAGUUAGUGCAGCAGGGCACCCUGCCCAAGCCCCAGUUCUUCAAAGGGUUUGCUGACACCCUUGAACUGGCGGACGACAUGGCCAUUGACAUUCCCCAUAUCUGGCUGUAUCUGGCUGAGCUGCUCAGCCCUGUGCUGAGAGACGGGGGCUUCUCUAUGAGAGAGCUCUUUAGUGAAUUAAGCAAACCUUUACUUCCUGUUGGAAGAGCUGGGGUCUUAUUUUCUGAAAUACUGCACAUACUAUGCAAACAAAUGAGCCAUAGGAAAGUAGGCACCUUGUGGAGAAAGGCGGGGCUCAGCUGGAGUGACUUCCUGCCAGAGGAAGAGGACAUCCAGGAUUUCAUCUCGCAGCAGAAGCUCCAGUUCACUGUGGUGGACUGCUCUAGCCCUGAGGCAGCCCUCUCUGCGACAGAAUUGUCCCCCGAGGUGCUCAACCGGCAGCUGGAGAGACUCCUGCUGGAGGACAUGGCCAGUGAUGAGCAGAUCUUUGACUGGGUAGAGGCAAAUCUAGAUGAAUCUCAGAUGAGCUCGUCUCCGUUCCUGAGAGCUCUGAUGACUGCUGUGUGUAAGGCAGCGGUGAAAGAUGAAAGCACUUCCUGCCGAGUGGACGUAGCCAUCAUACAGAGGAGAUUGCCCGUAUUACUCAAGUACCUUAACUCAGACACUGAGCGACAGCUUCAAGCACUUUAUGCACUUCAGGCGCUGAUAGUCACACUGGAUCAGCCUCCUAACCUGCUCCGGAUGUUCUUUGACUGUCUGUAUGACGAGGACGUCAUCUCGGAGGAUGCUUUUUACAAGUGGGAGACCAGCAAGGACCCCGCGGAGCAGCUGGGCAAAGGUGUGGCUCUCAAGUCUGUAACCGCUUUCUUCACCUGGCUGAGGGAGGCCGAGGAAGAGUCGGAGGAUAAUUGACAAGGGAGCAGGUGACCGCUGCAAGCCUCCAGGACAAGAGGCCAGCUGUUGCUACAUAGAAUAACUGCAUCCUCGUAGCAGAACAAACGGACAAACCUACAAAAUGUGUGCGGGCAGAAUGACAUGUAUAUGGCUGGAAUUUUUUCUGCGGAAUGGUUCUGAGACAUGCCGCCAUUUUGAGUUUGAAUUCUAAUGGCGGAAGCACUAAAUACCUGUAUUAUACAUAGAAAAUAUUUUUGUUUUAAAUUUUAACUUACUUUUCUUUUGUUACUUUUUAAGAAGAGACUUAAAGAUACAUAGGUUCCGGACUCUUUAAUUUAUUAUUUUUUUAAGGACUGCAAAUAUGGACGUUUAUUUAACAUUUGCAGAUGCUCACAAUGAGAACAUUGAUGAUGAAUAGAAAUAACAAUAUUAAUUAUAAUAACAAUAAUAAUUGUGAAAUAAAUAGCCUCCCUGGAUUCCAUGUUGUUUGGUUGAAAACAGGGUAAAAAGUUAUUUUGGAAUGUAGGGGAAGGCAGAGAGUGAAUGCACAGAGACAACUGACGUCAAUGGUUAUCAGUGAUUAAUCACAGGAAGUGUUUCCUCUGAUUUGGCUUGCUCUCUAUGUGAUAUGUACGUAAACUUCCCAAGAGGCAGCGGUAUGCAUUCAAGAUGCAAUGCAAAUCAGUCCACAAAAGAACAUCACAUGAACAUAAAUAAACAACGAUGAACAAUAGAUGCAUUCAAAUGAAAUAAGCAAAAUGCAAGUUUAAAAAGCAAAUGCCAGGGUUGCUGAACAUGAAGCGCUUGUAAUACUUCAGACCUACAGAGCAAAUUAAAAGCUUGUAAAUACAUUAAAGACAAAAAAGGUAUUUAAAAAACAUA